This is a messenger RNA of Pseudovirgaria hyperparasitica, 873 nucleotides long. RefSeq lists its product as uncharacterized. Lineage: Eukaryota; Fungi; Ascomycota; Dothideomycetes; Acrospermales; Acrospermaceae. The record is from RefSeq and is a predicted model, not a curated record. The transcript has 3 exons. The coding region runs from base 1 to 873 and encodes 290 amino acids.
AUGGCUUGGUACAUGAGUACGGAAGACCCGUAUGAUGAUACAGAGCUAGAGGAUGUUGGGGAUGUUCAAUCUCCACUCAACUCUUUGACGUCACAAUUUAUCCUAGGACCCGAGAGCCCUCAGCGUCUGGCCGAACAGUCCGACUUUCGUCGAUAUCGAAAGCGAGCUUACAAUGCGAUUCACAAGCCUGCCAACGAAGAUGGAAAUGAGAAAGCCGAGAAGAUCUCGGGAACAAUCAAGAAUAAAAUGCUACCUUCGAAGCAGAAAACAGCCAGGCCAGCUUGGUUGGAGUCAAGUAUCGUUAAUCUGGAAUAUAGAGCGGCAUCCAGCUCAGACACCGAUCAUACGAUACAGCACACUUCGAAAAGGGCAAGAUGGUCAGCCAGUGCGAGGAAUGGUCAAGAUCUGAAUAGAAGUGGCACAGUCAACACUUUGAUAGACUCAGUGGAUCUCACUCUGGAGCACACUCGCAGAGCUGAUGGAAAGCUUACUGCCUCUUUCGACGAAAAUGUGAAGGCAGCGCCUGGAGAGAUCAAAAGUCUUCAAUCAGCUAUCGAUCUAACUACUCAUCAUACAUACACCAAAACGACGACGACAAUUUGCCACUUCACCGACUCAAACAAAAGCUCUGCCAAACCAAGGCUCCGCCAACGUAAGAAACCAGCAAAGCAAUUGGAGCUCAAAAGAAUGACUGUCAAGAAGACGUUCCAAGGUCACCGGUCACUCAACAAUCUUACGUGCAACUCUAGUGUCAACAAUUUGGACGGUGGGUCAGAAUCGCCCAUACUCAUCCGUACAGUGUUUAAUCAGCAAAAAUCAUCGCUCAGCUCCUUCUCAGCCCCCAUCAAGUCUGCCCUGCGAACAGCCACAUGA